This is a messenger RNA of Caenorhabditis bovis, 3576 nucleotides long. NCBI's taxonomy places the organism in Eukaryota, Metazoa, Nematoda, Chromadorea, Rhabditida, Rhabditidae. The record is from the annotation of a GenBank genome assembly.
AUGCGGACAAAAGGCGUUUCUCUCACGUUGAUUUUUAUCCUACGAAAUGCCAAUGCGAUAUUCAAGCACGAAAACUACGUUCCGAAUGCACCGCAAAAUGUUCGCGUCAAAACGCAGGCGACAUCGGCGGUCCUUUGGUGGGAAGCGCCGAGCGAUACCAGUGUUCUGAUUCGCGGCUACACUGUCGAAUAUGGCGAGGAAAGCAUUUCAAAGCGAAUUGUGAUUGAGGGACCCGAUAGCACGUCAUUCACGGUGACACGGCUCGAACCGGAUACGAAUUACGUGUUCGCCGUGUCGGCGUACAACGAGGCUGACGGCGAGGACGGCGCGAAGGUGAUGUUGACGGCGAAAACGCUGCCGCUCGAUGGGUACACGUCGGAGAAGUUGUGGCCGCCAACAUCGGUGCGAUCGAAAAUUCUCGACGACAAUGUCGCAAUUGUGUCGUGGGACGAUCCGAAUGCCGAGCAAUCCAGCGAGAAUUCCAUCGACGCCCAUCAACGGCAGUACAUCGUCAAUUAUGGGAUUCAUGGCGAAGAAAUUCAGCAAAAAGUUCGUUCAAAUGCGAAAAGUGUUAAAUUGACGAAUCUUCUUCCCGGAAAAGAAUACGAGGUUGCGGUAAAAGUGGCAGCUGGGAAUGGCAUGGAAAGCUCAUGGAGUAUACGCGAUUUGUUUGUAGUACCAGAAGUCAAAAAACCCUACGAGGCGUCAAAGUUUGAUUGGUCAUGCCAUAUCGACGAUGAGAAUAUGUGUUCGCUUUCACUAUCGCCACAUUGGAAAUUUUGUGCGGCUCGCGAAGAUCAUCACACAAAACGAAUGAGCGGCGUUUGUCCGAAGACGAGCUAUCCGCACCAUACGGCGCUCAUUUCGACGCCGCCCAUCGAAUUGCCGAACGCGCAAAAUCUUUGCCUUCACAUGCAAUACGCGCUACUCCAAUUCCAUCCCGGACACAUGAAGGUGGAAAUAAUUGGCGGCUCGAACGCUUCAACUCGAAAUGUCGUUUGGAAGACGAAAAUGGCCAACGUCAAAACGCACAUCAUUCAGAAUCUCUAUUUGCCGAUUGCCCGACAAAUCAAUCCGUUUAAAAUAGCGAUCAGUGUGAAAUGGGACAUCGAGCAUCAAAUUCCUCGCCUGAUAUUCCACCAUUUUGCCGUGAGUAGUGGCGGCUGCGCUGAAAGGACAAUCGACACCGAAACUGAAGUCGAUUUGCUGGCACCUGUCGAAGCGUCGCUGAACGCCGACUCGCGUGUGUUUCGCGCCAAAGGCAUCGACUCACUACCGGCGAUUGGCAUUCAGCGAGGCGUCGAGAUUGCGGUCCCCUAUCGAUUGUAUCUGCCGAGGAAUUUCUUCAAACAAUUCUCGCUGUUGGCCACCGUCAAACCAAUGGAUAAAAUGGGCGGCUAUCUGUUCGCCGCGGUGAAUGCCUUCGAUUCGGCGGUUGAUAUUGGAUUGCUCAUUGAGCCUUCAGGAACGAAACAAUCGAACAUCUCGUUCAUAAUUCGAUCGACCGCGAUUGCCAGCUUCAUCGUCGAGGAUUUCUCACAAGAAUGGACGCAAUUCGCGUUGGAAGUUUCGCCGACGACGGUCACAUUUUACUUCAAAUGUCAGCGAUAUGGUACCAAACAUAUAUCAUCACUUCCAAAUAUGAAUUUUGACGAAGCCGAAAAAUUGUACAUCGCCAGCGCAGGACCCAUAAUCGACAACGGAUUUGAGGUGAUGCGCGUUGAGCUCAUCGCCAUUCUCCUGUUGGCCGCCGGAUUGGCGAAUUGCCAUGACGCGAUUGAUGGUGAUGAUGACGAUGAGGUGCUGCUCACCGAAAAUUGGGAGCAACUCGCGUUCAUCGACAAUGAGACCGAUGAGCGCAAUCCGACCGUUUAUCAAAUUCAAUUGGCGCAUGACAAUGUCCAUUUGCGGCACGUUCGCUCAUCCAAUGAGGACACAUCGAUUCCGCCCGUCGAGCCGAUCGAGGGCGCGAUUCAAGAGCUCAAAUUGAUUGAUGAUGCGAGCCAGGGGGCGAGCCAAUGCGACGAGCAAUGGUGGCGACAGCGGAAACUUGAAAAAGAUGGUAUUUCGAAGAUUGAUGGCUCCGGAAGCGCCGAAAUGAGCAAUGCGCCCGAAGUGGAAGUCAGGAAAUCCCAAAUCCUUCCGCCGAUUCCGUCGCCACCGCCGCCACUUCCGAAUCCGAUUCAACAAGAGGAUCAGAUCACUGUUGCGAAAAUGCUGCCGCAAACGUGCCAGCAAGUUUGCAAAGGAGAAAUUGGUCCAAUGGGUCCGCCGGGACCGAAAGGAUCGGACGGAAUGGACGGUGUACCUGGAUCGCAUGGCGCGCCGGGACGACCGGGAGAACCCGGCCCAAUGGGUCCGCCGGGGCUUCAGGGCGAACGCGGCGAUCAAGGACCGCCGGGACCCGCCGGAAUGCCAGGACUUCCCGGACCACCAGGUCCAGUGGCUGCACACGUGAAUCAAGUCGGCGGACAGUCGGUAGCCGCCGUUGAAGGACCUCCCGGACCUCCAGGACAACCCGGUUUGCCGGGACCACCAGGACGUGACGGAUUUCACGGCGAGCAAGGGCCGAUGGGACCACCCGGGCCACCGGGACCGAGAGGCGAAGAUGGCCGAAGUGUGGAAAAUUUGUCGGAGGCGGACGUCGAGCGAAUCGCGCGGCGCGUCGCGGCGCUGUCAAAAUACAACAAGGUUGCUGAGAACGUACACAAGCCGUCGGUCGACUUUGGUCGCGCUUCAAUGACACCCAACAUAUACGCAACAACUGUGGAAUUGUUCGCGUCGGCGCGUGCAACCUCAGUUGGGCAACUCGCGUUCGCCACGUCAUCACAGCAAUUGUUCAUCAGAGUCAAUAAUGGCUGGAAAGAAGUUCAGCUUACCCAUUUCCAUCCUGCAGUUGAAGCGAGAAAAUCAGCACAAAAUUCGAGACAGAAUGAUGUUGGCGAGAACCCACCAAUGUCUAUUUGGCAGCCACGACCAGUUGAGCACCCACAAAGAGACGGCGCGCAUAAUAAAGAUCGCAAGAUUCAUAUGAUUGCUCUCUCGAAUCCGACGAAUGGAAAUAUGCACGGACUUCGCGGCGCCGACCUCCAAUGCUAUCGAGAAGCGAGAGCCGCCGGCUUCACAACGACAUUCCGAGCGAUGCUGAGCAAUAAUGUUCAGGAUCUAGUGAAAAUCGUUCAUCACGCCGACGCUGACACGCCCGUCGUCAAUCUUGCCGGACAACAUCUCUUCCCAAGUUGGCGAGCUUUCAUCAAUGGAGCCCACAUAUCACAAGCUCAACUAUUCUCGUUUGACAGACAUGAUGUUCUGCAUGACUCGAAAUGGCCAGACAAACGCAUUUGGCAUGGUUCGAAAGCGGAUGGCACUCGCGGCGAGACCUAUUGCGAUGGUUGGCGUAGAGCUGAUGCAAAUCAGCACUCAUUGGCUGGUUUUGUGUUCUCCAACACAAGCCUUCUACAGUCCGCAACUCGUGUGGCGUGCGACACGAAGCUUGUCGUUCUCUGCGUCGAGAACAUGUCGAAAUACCACAUCGAAAAAAUUCUAAGACUGCGUCGACUUCAGCACGACUUUUAG